This is a messenger RNA of Gaeumannomyces tritici R3-111a-1, 885 nucleotides long. RefSeq lists its product as hypothetical. The transcript is spliced from 2 exons. Bases 1 to 885 code for a protein of 294 amino acids. Lineage: Eukaryota; Fungi; Ascomycota; Sordariomycetes; Magnaporthales; Magnaporthaceae. The record is from RefSeq and is a predicted model, not a curated record.
AUGGACAGCACCGACCUCGACGAUGUUAUUCUGUUCCUGCUACCGCACAAGGGCGAGGGGUUUGAGGGCGCAGCUUUUGCGACGUCCAUGCCCGAGAAUAAGUCGCGAGUCGUGGAAGCCCGCCACAACAACAACAUGGCCAAGCCACACAGCAGCAUCGUCACCCCUCGGCACGAGAGAGAGGGGACGGAGCUUCCGGAAGAGUACGGGCUUCUCGAGAACACCGACUGCCUCGUGCUGAGGUUCAGCCAUGGCGCCAGGACCAGCAUUGGCGUCGUGGGCGGACGCGCCGGGCACGUCGACCUGGUCUUCCAGAACAUCCCCGGUCGUCAAGCAAGAUCCCAUCUCGCCUUCACCUUGGACGAGACGAACAUGCCGAUCGCGAGAAACCUCGGCUCCACGGGCGGGACAAAGGUCACCUACAACGGAGAGCCGGGAGAGCGGCUCAUUGCCAAGGGCACACACACCCCCAUUCUCAACAUCACGGACCUCUUGCAGUUCAAGGUCAUCGUGCCCCACCGCGACUUUGCGUCCCCGGGCUACAUCGAAAAGGUGGAUAAAUUCCGCCUGGGCACGGCGGACAGAGACCGGGGCCGGAGAGAUGAGGACGGUCUUUUCGAGGCAAGCUCGCGCGGUGGUGGGAGCUUUCGCAAAUCACAAUGGAGCAACCGAGGGCUCGACGACGACGACGACGACGGUAAGGAGGGGACUCUCUCUCUGCCUUUCUCGCGGCGAACAAGGCGCAAGUACGAGCGAAUGGGCGCACACGGCCAUGGUGUCUGCCCCCUUCGUUCGACGAGACCGUCCGGCGCCAGUGGCAACGCAUGCCGGCACCCCGACAGCUGCCCGACGGCCAACCGUUCUCGGCCUACAAAGACGACGUGA